ACAACCAACAAAAAUUAUACUUGGGGGAAUAAAUCUGCUUCCGGGCUCCGCACUGUCGCGUCCAACAUGGCCUGGACGAAGUACCAGCUCGUCCUUGCGGGACUUAUGCUCACCACCGGCUCCAUCAACACCUUAGCAGCCAAAUGGGCCGACAUGUUCUCAGCCAAGGGUUGCCAUGGCGACCCCGAACACCAGUUCGCUCACCCGUUUGUACAGGCGGUAGCCAUGUUCCUGGGGGAGUUCAGUUGUCUAGCGGUCUUCUACAUCCUGCUAUGCUAUGACAGACGCUGCCCGGAGCCCAAAAUGAACCCCGGCCAGAGCUUCAACCCGCUCAUCUUCCUCCCCCCUGCCAUGUGUGACAUGACUGCAACCUCCCUCAUGUAUGUUGCACUCAGCAUGACAAGUGCCUCCAGCUUCCAGAUGCUUCGCGGAGCCGUCAUCAUCUUCACCGGCCUGCUCUCCGUGGCUUUCCUGGGGCGCCGCUUGCUGACCAGCCAGUGGAUUGGCAUCCUGACCACCAUCCUGGGCCUGGUGGUGGUGGGCCUGGCCGACUUUGUGAAUGGGCACAAGGACGACACACACAAACUCAGCGAAGUCAUCACCGGAGACCUCCUGAUCAUCAUGGCUCAGAUCAUCGUCUCAGUGCAAAUGGUCCUGGAGGAGAAGUUUGUCUACAAACAUGAUGUCCAUCCUCUGCGGGCCGUAGGCACUGAAGGGUUGUUUGGCUUCUUUGUGCUGUCCCUGCUGCUCAUCCCCAUGUUCUUCAUCCCUGUGGGCAGUUUCAGCAACAACCCUCGACAGGUUCUAGAGGAUGCCCUCGAUGCCUUCUGUCAGAUUGGCUACCAGCCGCUCAUCGUUUUGGCGUUGCUGGGCAACACCGUCAGCAUCGCCUUUUUCAAUUUUGCCGGCAUCAGCGUCACCAAGGAGAUAAGCGCCACCACGCGCAUGGUUCUGGACAGUCUGCGCACGCUGGUUAUCUGGGUAGUGAGCCUGGCUUUAGGCUGGGAAACCUUCCAUGGCCUGCAGGUGCUCGGCUUCGUAAUCCUGCUCCUGGGCACAGCCCUUUACAAUGGACUGCACCGCCCCCUGCUGGCCAUGUUGCCCUGCUGCGCAGGGACGGUGAAUGAGGUGGAAGAGGGCAGCUCAGCAGAGAGGGAGAGACUGCUCGAUAACGGCAGGGUCCAAGCAGAUGAUGAGAGCUAACCCUCCACAGCACGCCCUCCCCGCACAUCACAGCACACAGCAUUAAUCACGUGUAGUAGACGUGACACGUGGCCAAGGACUCUGUUGAUGACGACCUCUUUUCAGUAGUGCCAUUCUGACACAUUCUUAUAGUUCGAUACUUUCCCAACUUGCUGCAAUGAGUGUGCAGGCUUUUUUUAAAGGCCCAUCCGGUAAAAGAGGGGUGUCUGGAGGAGCCGUUGUAUUACCUGUGGAUUUUAUCGAGGCUUAAGUGGUUAAAGAGCUGGACUGUUAUUUUCUUAGCUAAUGUCAAGCUGUUUAUUUCGGCCCUUCUUAGUUGUUUUGUAAUGGAUGAAAAGAAGCUUGCACACAAUAAUUUUAAUGUUUGGUACGCUCUAAUCCGUUUAGCGCUGUUUUAGGAAAAUUACUACUUUAAAGAUUGGCAUCUUUGUAAAAAUGGUGUUGGUUUUCAUAUUUUUUUUUUAGAUAACAGUUUUAAUAUCUAUUUUACCUGUUCACAUGCCCUGUCAUUUGCAUGUCUUACAGAUGGUCUGUUUCUUUUUUUGGGGGGGGGGGGUUUACCCCUUUUUCUUGUAAUUGGCCAAUUACCCCACUCUCCCGAGCCGCCCCGGUCGCUGCUCCACCCCCCUCUGUCGAUCCGGGGAGGGCCGCAGACUACCACGUGCCUCCUCCGAUACAUGUGGGGUCGCCAGCCGCGUGGGAGGAUCACACUAUUCCCCCCCCAGUUCCCCCUCCUCCCCUGAACAGGUGCCCCGACCGACCACAGGAGGCGCUAGUGCAGCGAUCAGGACACAUACCCACAUCCGGCUUCCCACCCGCAGACACGGCCAAUUGUGUCUUGUGUAGGGACGCCCGAGCAAGCCGGAGGUAACACGGGGUUUCGAUCUGGCGAUCCCCGUAUUGGUAGGCACCGGAAUAGACCGCCACGCCAUAUGGUCUGUUUCUAGUCAGUCUCCUUUUAAAUGUUACCAGUCAUAAUUUGUCCCGUUGCCAAGGUUAUAUCAUGUACUAUGUAUCAAUACACUGCCUCAUAACUCUAUUUCUCAGUGUCCAGUAUCUCAGAGGGUUUUUAGGUGCUCCAGUGUUUCCUGUGGAAUCUAGAUUAGUCAGAACGGUCAAGCAGUUGUCCUGGUUUUGGUUCGAUAGGACACGUUAUCCAACACUUUUAAACUAAUUUCUCAGGCCCGUUGAUAAAUACGUGUCCUGUGUUGGAGGUCACCGUGUCCCAGGACGUCCCGAGCUGAGCGGUGUGGACGCCACCGUGGUUAUCAACACUGUACACGUCGCCCUCCCAUCCUGGGUUGUGUAGCUGAGCCACUUGCUUUGGCGUGCAACGAGAGGGAAAGGGAACUGUUGUCAUGCAAACGCACAUUUUGAGAGGUACACACUUUUAUUUAACACAAACGUAGACCUGAUGUGAUGUGAACAACAUGUAAUGAACGAUACCGAAAAGGGUUUUUCAAAAAUACAUCUCUGAAACAACCCGAAUUGUCUUGUAUACGUGUUUUUUGUGUUCAUCUUGGAAUUUAACAGUCCGGUCAUUCCUGAGCUCCUGACCGCCCUCUUUCUAUGCCUGGGUACUUCACAACAUUGUUCUGUGGUUCCUCCACCGCAUCCCUAAAAAAACAGUCGUUUUCAUCCAUCUCUUACAUUAAGGUUUCAUUGUAAAGUUAGGUGUUAAAAUUUGGCUUCGAAGUAAAGUUGGUCUUACAAUUGACUGUUUGCAAAAUC
Lampris incognitus (smalleye Pacific opah) is the source of this 2934-nucleotide messenger RNA. RefSeq names its product solute carrier family 35 member F6 (gene slc35f6). Gene Ontology annotation, biological process: transmembrane transport. Gene Ontology annotation, molecular function: transmembrane transporter activity. Gene Ontology annotation, cellular component: membrane; intracellular membrane-bounded organelle. The transcript is spliced from 6 exons. Lineage: Eukaryota; Metazoa; Chordata; Actinopteri; Lampriformes; Lampridae. The record is from RefSeq and is a predicted model, not a curated record. The coding region runs from base 67 to 1203 and encodes 378 amino acids.